GUCUCUGACUUAUGUAUAUUUUUAUUAAAAUAAGGUUUGGUGGGGAGUGUUUAUUUUUUAAGUGUAUCUGUCAAAUGCACGUUUUGUUUUGGAAUUUUUUUAUAAUUCCGUUGAAGUAUUAAUAAAAAUAUAUAUUAAAGUUAACUCUAUUUUUGAAAAAAAAUGUCUAUUUCUAAAGCCGCGAUAAUGUUGGUUGUGUUUGUUAUUUUGUUUUCUGUUUUCGUUUCUAAUAUUUCUAAUAUGAUAUCCACAGUCGACUUAAAUUAUGAGCGAACUACUACUACCCCUUUAGAGUAUAAUGUUUCUGAUUUUACGUUGUCUAAUAAGGAAGGGUUAGGUAGUGAAUUGCGUCAUUUGAUAUGGUUUAUACAGAUCUCUGAUUUGCAUAUAAGCAUCUUCCAUGACCCAACCAGGAUAGCAGAACUGAAGGAGUUUUGUCAUCUCACUUUGAAUGCUAUCAAUCCAAUCAUCGUGUUAGCUUCAGGUGAUCUGACGGACGCCAAGACAGCAGACAAUAUUGGCUCCAGUCAGUUUGUCGGCGAGUGGCAGAUAUACAGAAAACUUUUGCAAGAUUGCGGAGUUCAGUCCAAGACUGUCUGGUUGGACAUCCGAGGAAACCAUGAUAACUUCAACGUUCCUGGUCUCACGUCCAAGGAGAACUUCUACCGUGAAUACUCGGUCCAAGGUUCGUCGCACCCCAGAUCGUACAUGCACCAAGUGGCCCGCGACAACCGGACGUACUCGUUCAUCGGCGUGGACGCAUGCCUGGAGCCCGGGCCUCGCCGCCCGUUCAACUUCAUUGGCGUGCUGUCGCGCGCGGAGCUGGCGCACCUGCGCGGCCUGGCGGCAGAGGCGCGCCGGCGCGGCAGCACGCACGAGGUGUGGUUCGGCCACUACCCCACCUCCUGCAUCCUGUCACCGGGCGGCACGGGCAUCAGGGAGCUGAUGGGCUCCGGUCGCGAAGGGCUCGCAUACCUCUGCGGGCACUUCCACACGUUCGGGGGCGUGGUCCCUAACAUGUACACCCUGCAGAAGGCGGGCUUCUUGGAGCUGGAGCUGGGCGACUGGAAGGACAACAGGCUGUACCGAGUGGCUGCAAUAGAUCAUGGCAUAUUUUCAUUCAUUGAUGUGAAGCAUCGGGACUGGCCCGUGAUACUCGUCACAAACCCCAAACACUCGCUGUUCAGGAUGCCAUUGCGAGAACCACUGCAAAAGAUAGCGCUCUCAACUCACGUUAGGGUGCUGGUGUUCUCACUGUCCCCGAUCAAGAGGGUGCAAGUGCGUGUGGAGGCAGAAGACUGGCGGCCUUGCACGCACGUAGAGGGCCCCCUCUACGUUGCCGAGUGGCAGUCUGGUCUGUACGCCAGAGGAGUUCAUCAUCUUGAGGUGUAUGCAGUUGAUGAUCACAAUAGAGAAAGAACUUUAUCACAGCCAUUUUCCUUGGAUGAGACACGGACUAGUUUUUCCAUUCUUCCAAGGUUUGCACUUAUGUGCAACAUCAGUUUAGUGUUCCAGCUGGUAUUUGGUGUUACGUUGGUAGUGAGUAUCGUACCAUUGUGCAUUCUGAAGUUUUUGCACAAGGUUGUUAGAGCUGGAAAAUGUCGGAAGCCAAGACCACCAAUCACUGUUGUGCGCUGGUGGUUGCGGAAGCUCUGGAUCCUUGCAACUGUGGAUAGAAUAUUCUACCCCCUCGUCAUGUACGCUUUGUAUUUAACAGUAGGUCCUUGGUCAGUGGGUGAAGUGAUCGAAGGGUACAUUGGCUUCAUAUUUGCCUGGGGAACUAUCGUCAAUGGAGUCUACCUUCCUGGCUCAUUCACAUAUGCCUAUGGCAGUCUUCAAAUGAUUACUUUCCAAAUUCCUCUCACGUUACUACUGGCACACGCUCUGGAUUACAGAAUAAGAACAUAUGGCAUGGGGAAACCCUGUCUGACUGUUAGCACGCUGUGGCAGUCGUUACCCUUCUUUGCCCUGAUAGCACUGCAGAUUAUGUAUGCGUACUUCUUCUGGCUGGCAUAUGGAACCAUGGCUUUCCUGUUGGGGCCACUGCGGACGUGGUCCAUCCUUCUAGCCGCCGUGUUGUGGUACCAAGUUCACACGCUGCCCGAAACGUGCUUACAGGAGGCUGCAUGUCUCUGGAGUAAACAACUGGUGCCAUCCAAUGAAGAGGACUGUACAAGAGAUGAAAGUACAACAGUCACAUAAAAUGUGAGUGCACUUAUCGCAGUUUCAAGCUCCCCAAUAUGAAGAAAGUACCUCUACACAUGAAAUCAGCCUUAAACCAGAUGAUAUUUUUAUUUAAACCCUGCUUUAAUAUUAUGUGCAGUUAAAUAAGUAUUACAAUUUUAUACUUCAAGGAAAGAUCAACAUGGAUAUGAAAAUGUAUUUACUAUUAUUAUGCUUUACACUCAAGUGUUUAUAUGUAUAUGUGUGUGUGUAUAUGCACACACAUAUGUAUGUGUGUGUGUGUGUGUGUGUAUAUAUAUAUAUACACACACACACACGUAAUUUUAAUGUGUACAAACUUCUUACACAAUGUUUUUUUUUUUUAUGUAAUUUUAAUCAUAAAAACUAAAAAAUCCUGUCAUCUUCACAAAUACGUAUAGCAAUUAUUAAUGUCUCACACAUUUGUCUUUGUAUUGCUUAGUCCUUGUGACACUUUAUCACAUUAUUAUUGUGAAAAAUCAUACUGUGAAACAGUCUUGUGAUGUUCCUUCAUGUUUUUGUAGUUAAUGAGUCUGGAUGUUUUAAUUUUUUUUUAGUUCAGAAAUGUGAUAUGUAUUACUUUAGUUAGUUUUAACUUUACACUUGUUAAGUAAAUUUUGUGUGGCCCUUAUAGCAGUUUACAAAUAUUAACAAUUUUUGUCAAAUUUAUUUAUGUGUGUCAUUUUUGUGUGUGCUUCUACAGUUCUACAGUACUUGAAGUUAAGUAAUAAGUAAAUUAUUGUUGUAUUUGUAAUGUUCACUUAAAAUGGAGGAGCCAUCGAAUUCGUGUAAUGUACAGAAUGUCUCAUAUAUUUUAUUCAGUUUUUUUUCCUCCUGUUUGAUGACAUUUUUCAUACUUGCAGUCCCCAAUAUGAAAAGAUAAAAAAAAUUACAUAAGUUUCUCAUAUUGAGAAUAUGCACAUAGCUAUUAAAUAUAUGUAGUAAAAACUCAUUAAAUACUGUGUCUUGAGACAACUUGAGUCUCAAUAGUCUCCUAUCCCAGUGGGUGUACCUUGGGCAUUCACUCGAGUCAGUGUUGCCACAUACACACUGUAUGUAUCCUAAAAUAAUGUGACUCUGAAUAUAAUGCGACCCCAAAUUUAUUGAUUAUGAAUUUGUUAAAAAGACUUUUCAGAUUGGAAAUCACUAUUCAGGUAUAUAGCACUUAAAAAUUAUUUAAAUUAUUAGAUUUAUUACAUAUUUACAAGACCCUUUCAGGUGUCACUUUUGUCAGUAGAGUGAUUUAUGUGGUCUCUUUAGAAACACCAAGUUGCAGUUAAAAAAAAACUUGUGUUUUAUGACUAUAGUUCAAAAAUCAAAAACUGUGGUAAUGUACGGUGGUUCGCUGCAACCACAGUGAAGAAAAGCAGAAUGAACCCAGUGACAAACUCAUUUCCACCCUCUUCUCCAUCCUGCAUCUCAAAUCUGUCGUACCUGUGCACAGGUUCAGGAAGCCCUGGACUAAAGUGGCAUGAGUGAUGCAGAUUACAGGGCACAACGUGUAGUUUUUCAACUAAAUGGAAGUUCAGGAGGUGGUACUUAAGAGCAGUCUAAAGUGGCAUAAGUGACACAUUUAAGAAGCAGAACCUGUAGUUUUUCCAGUAAGCUGUUCCCAAUGGUAAGCCACAAGUUUGCGAUUAUAAAGCGAACCCCACUUUUAUCUUCCAGUUUUGGUAAAAAUCAUAGCAUUAUAUUCAGGUAAAUACAGUUACCUAUAUAAAGUAUGAAAUAAUCAGUAAAGUUAUAUAUUCUAAAGUAAUCACCAACAGCUGUACUGUCGGUAUGUCGUAAUUUAUCACUGUUAGUGUAUCUAGUUUGUAUUGAAGUCUAUGUACAAAAUCAUGCAUUACUUUAUAUGUUUUUGUGUACACAAUUUUGACUUGUGUAAUUUUAGUGAAUUAAACCUAUUUUACUACAUACAUAGUAAUUAUAAUUACUCAGUUUUCUUUUUCAUAGAUGUUGAAAGUGAACUUAAAUACUAAGUUGUGGGGGAUUGCACCGAAUUUGUAAUUACAUUUUGAAUUGUUUAAGGUGUGUAAUUUGUAACUGACUUAUUAAAACUAAGUCUUUGAAGUUUUGAACUACAAUCCUAUUUUUGGUAGCCAAUAAAAAAAUAAUAAAUUUUCGGUAAGUUCUGUUACAUUCAAAUCUAGAAACAAAAGUUUCUUCUGAAAAGCUUCAUAUGAAUUGAAGUAGGCGGUAAAAGAAACAUAAACAACAGUAAACAACUGAAUGGAGCUUUUUUCGAUUGUUUACAAGUACUGCCAAUUCUUAAAUUGAGACACUGAACCUCAAAAACCUUUAUUGCCUAACUUGGUCACGUAAUAGAUCAAGUGCCUAGUAGGAGGAUUCAAACAGGUACUCAAAAUUACAUCUGUAAUAAGAGAUUAAUUAAAAUAGAACUUUCAUGAGUAUCAUUUUAAGCUUAACAUAUUACCAGUUCUGUGAGAAGUUUGGGUACCAAAGUGUUUCACAUUAAAUGUGCAUAUUCUGUUAUUUAAGAAAGUGUAAUGAGGAGUGAUGGGUCAAUUCCUGUAUUUUAUUGAGUCACUGACCAAAUGCUAAUAAUAAUUAAAAAUAUUUGAGUGUAGGGUGACUUGGAAGAUUCCUCAAAAGACCUAAAAUGCUACACUGCAACCUUCUUGAAACAAAUUCUAAAUUUAACAAAAUAUUUAUGCUAAUUAACCAGGUUUUUUUUAUUUUUGUGCUUAGUUAUUGCUGGGGUUACUGUUCCUAGGUAAUCUAGUCCCAAGGUUCUUUGAGAAUAUAGGUACUUAUUAUACUAGGAGAAAGUUGCUAGAAUAAUUCCAAGACUAUUUAACAGGGUGCAUUACAUUCUUCAUACAUGCAGUGUUUGUCAGUAACCAGUCCUUGGCAUAUGGCUUGUAAUCAAGGUGGUUUUAAAGCCACUGUGAACAUGAGAAUGUAUGGUUAACUGUAUACAGUAUAAGUUCUCAAACAGUGUAAUAACAUUUAUUGAUGUGGGUUUAUCACUUUCAAAAUAAACAUCUUUAUUGCCAUAUUUCAUGGUGUGCUGCCUGGUGGUCACUUAUGUAAAUUAAUUAACCUUUCUUGCUGCAAUACAGUGUGUAUUAACUGAGAGGAUGCCAUUCUUAACUCAAUUUAAUAAUGAAGUUGACACAUCACUUUGCAUCUAUUAGCCUAAUGUAUUUAACAUAUGGGCCAAAGAUUGCCUUAACAUUCACUAACCAUUUUCAUGAUUAUGCAUACAUGUCUUAUAUGUGAUAUUAUACUUCUAGAUAUCUAGUCAUUACCUAGUUGUUCUUGUACUCGUCCAUGCUGAAUGUGUAUGUUCAAUUGUGUUAGACUUGUAGAAAGCUUCUCAGUUUGUUACCGUGAAAUCUAAGUGGCAAUUUCAUGGCUCAUGGAGACCAAACUGCCUGCCCUUUCCAGAAGUCAUCCAAAAUUCCUCUAACGGUUGGCUUGGCCAGGUACAUCCAUACACUUAAUCAUGGGAAGCAAUAGCUGAUAUUGUACCUACACAUGAGGCAACAAACAUGCUAACAGAAUGGUAUUAGAGAGAAUAGUGCAUGAUCUCCAUUGUCAUGGCAAUUUUUGUACAUUUUUAAGAUCUUAAUCAAACACAAAUUUGCACACCUUUACAUCUUUCUGGCAAUUUUAUGUUGCCUGCGACCUGUAAAGUUGUAACGUUUAAGAAAUAGGUCCCAGGUUGUCAGUAUGCAGACCAGUUCGUUUGAUCCAACUUACUUAUUUGCUCCUGUCAUAUUCUAAUACUUAUUUUAUCUCCCUGUGCUUAUAGCACACUUUUCACAUCUCCGAUCAUUGCUUCAGAUAUCCUCCUCUGUAUCUCCACAAUAAAUCCUUCAAAAUUAGUCAUACUACCUCUUGAUUUAAAACAAAUUUUUGGAUAAGUUUUUGAUAAUCAUCUCAAUUUGUAAAAACAUUCUACUACUUUUCAUAAAACAAAUUAUUUUAGGCAUUAAGUGUUAAUGUUAUAACUAAUAUUAUCUGUGGUUAUUUUAUUUAUUUUGAGAAUCAAAUUAAAAAUUUUUCACUUAAAACAAUUAUUAGCGGUUAAUUGUGUUCAAAAUACGGAGAUGUACGUUAACUUACGAGUUACGACAAUGUUAUUUGUGCUAGUACAAUAUUAGCUGUUUCUCUCAGCAUGCAGUUUAGGCAUGAAUGUGUCCUGGGCCAAGUCGUACAUUUUUGGGUAAUUGGAAUAAGUUGAAAGUUCACCAUAAAAAAAAAUCUCUCAAGUUUAUAAAUGUUUGAAAUCCAGCAUUAAUUCUAUUUCCAUGGUAACUAAAUAAAAAACAAUUCAUUAAAAUGAAUAACAGAGAUAUUGUUGUUCAAUUUUUCCAUAGCCAUCUUCACUCCUGUUGCAUUAUUUUUACAUUUGUUUCCAACAGCAAAUGAGCCCUGAAGAAUUUUUAAUUCUGUUGAUUCAGAGAUCUAUUUCCAGACUUUGGAUUAACAACUUAGAAAAAUCUUGACGGCCCUGGUGCUGACUGCCGAGAUAAUUUGGUCAUGGUGAGAUUCUUUGAUCCUAAUACAGUUUCCUACUGGAGUGGACUUAAAUCAGCUUAUUCCAAGAAUUCUGUACAUGAAAUUUUUAUCUAAUGGCAAGACAGUUUUGUCACAUACUAUUUAUUUUUUAACCUUAAUGCUUUAUUUAGCUUUUUUUUAUUUUGCAAAGUAAGCAUUCUUACUCAGUGUUAAUUGGACCAUAUUAAGCAGAAAGGAACCAAGCCACAUAAAACCCAUUUCGAGAAAAAUGGAGUGAAAGUUAACAGUAAGCUGUAAAUCAAGGAAAUUUCAUAAAUAUUUCAUUUUUGUGCAUAUAAUUACAUACAUUUAUUAUUUUUUUUACAAACUAAAAUCAUUUUGGUACAUUAAAUAAUUAUUUAGUUAUUGUCAAAUAUUGUGGGUUGGUUCCUUUCUGCUUUAAUUCAAUAAAAACCUACAUUUGUAAAGCAGAAAGUUACCAAGUUGUUGGUUCCUUUCUCUGAAUUAUUUACUAGCCAAGGAAGUGCACAAUCGCAGCCGAACAGAACAUAAUACUCAUUAAUAAAAUAUAAGAAAAUAAUUGAAAAAUCACUACAGAGAAUAGUUUGUGAAUUAAACAUUAGUUAAAACACAAAAUCUCUCAUCAUCAUGUAAAUACAGAAAUUUUUCUACUCUAUAUCAGAUUUACAUUCGUUUCUAAAUACUAAAGUAAACACACACAUUAAUAAUUUUUAAAAUUCUAUAAUCAAUUAGUUUCUUGUGUUUUUUAAUUCAAAUUUUUACAAAAUCGCACAUAAUGCAGUUCCGUAAUCACGGUUUUAUUUAGUUUUUAAUCACACAUUUUAUUCUGUUUCGAAAUCCAAAGGUGCGCAGAAACCAUCUAUAUCGUCUUCCACAGACCUACUUCCAGUUAAUGAACGAUAAAACUCUUUGGCAUCAUUUGGGAUUAGAGACAUUAUUGAUUUUAAGUCCUUAAGCUUUGGAGCAGCAAUAUCUUUACCACCAACCCACAUAGGUACAAGACAACUCCUGUAACUAAACUGUUGAACUUGUCUUCCUUUCGUUGGUUUCUUCUCGAGAUCAACUACAGAAUACGAAGACUGGAAAUCAGUUCGAGUAAAUAUUUUUAGAGGCUCUUCCUUCAUUAUUUUUAUUUCUCUGAUGUUUAGCCAGUUAAUUUUCUCUUUCUCUUGGGUAACUUUGCGAUUGACAACCAUUGUUUCCAAUUUUUCUGUACCAAAGAAAUCACGAGACUGCAUUUUGUUAACAAUGAAAGGUUUCUUCCUUCUACACUUCUUCAUGACUUCUAUAUAUUCAGCAGGCAGAUACAAUCUUUGGACGUGCUUCAGAGCACAUUCAAUGUCACUGAAGUCUGCAUCAUUAGGCAAAAAACUGUGGCCAGAAAGUAAAAACUUCAGAGUAACACUUUGUAAUGAGGGAUGGUCCUCCAAACAGGCUUUCAACAUUAAUACAAUCUUUAUGUUUCGGUUUUGUCCGCCAGCAGAAUCGCUCCAUAAAACUAGAUGUUUUAUAUUGUUUCCAACAUGAUUCUGUAUAUGUUUUAUGAGACAAGAUCCUAUUUCUUGUGCUCCCCUUCCAGCUUGGUUUUCAACCCACACAUAGCAGUAUCCAGUUCCUGUCUUACACGAAUGAACACCAGCAUUAUAAACCCAUAACUGUCUUUUAUAGAAUAUAAUAUUUGCUGGUAUUCUUGGAAGUGGUAAAGUUUUCUCUAAGUCAAAUGUUAAGCAUUCAGAAGAAAUGUCUUGUUGUGCUUCUUCUGUGUCCUUUCUUAACUGAAGGCGUGCAUUCAUCCAAAUAUCUUUGUGGUUGUUGUGAGCAUCUUCAAUUUCUUUUUUCUCCUUCCCAGUUACAGUGCUUGAUCUGGCAGCAAAUGCAUCACAUGUCUUGCAAGUAUCUUUUUUCAAACUCUUAAAUUUCAAGUCAAACUUCGUUAAGAAUAUUCUUCUAUAUGUGGAGAAGCUGACUGCAUCUAUUUCUUUAAUAAUUUCUUUUUUCUUAUAUUCAUUAGCUUCAUUCCAUUCUAUAACUUUCUCUUCAUCUCCUCCCUCAUUCACCCAUUGCUCAGUUUUUUCUUGCAAGUAAAGAUCGUACAUUUUUUGUAAUGUCAUCUCUGGUGGAAGAAACUCAGCAUCAGUAUUCACUCUUCUAUAAUGGGAUUUGUAUCGAGGUAUUUUGUUUAUCUGAGCCAUAACCUCUUCCAUUUUUUUAUCACUGACUUUGUUUAAACCACCUUGUUUUUUUCCUCGCUUGUCCAGCAAGUCAUCUGAUCUUAGUUUGCAUAAUGCAGUGUUCACCCUUUUGCUGGAGAUUUGAAAUGUUUCUGUGAAUGUUUCUCGGCACACAGGUAUAGUUCUGAUAGUAUACACUCUUGAGAAAUUUCUUUUGGAUGUACUGCUUGUAUAUUGACGUUUCUUCCCAACUUCUUUUACACAAGCGCCAAUGUACAUGUUUUGUGAAUUAUAAUCUCCCAGUUUCCAAAACUUGUUGAACUCUUCAUUCCUGGUGGCUGUACUUACAAGGCUGUGACAUUUCCGGAUACAUUUACAUUCAAAAUCUCUGAAAAGUUUUCUUUGUACAAGUUGUCCCUUGUAGUUAUAAAAAUCUUCAUUGCUGUUUCUCUUUUGUUUGGCUAUUUUUUUGGUUUGAUUUUCAUUUUUUCUUUUUCUUCCACUUCUUUUCUUCUGUGAUACAUUUCCAUCCGUAUCACCAUCUAUCACGUCUGUGUUGUUUUGGUUGGUCAGUUCAUUAUUAUCAACCGUUUCUUCAUGGACGAUCGGCCAGUCAGGGUCAUCGGGACAUUCAGGAGAAAGAUUACUAUUGGUGUUUUCUCUGUUGCCAAUAUAUGAUGCUUUAUCAUAUUCUAUUUCUGAAAUGUUAGGCCUAUCUGAGGUGUUUGCUAAUACAGAAUAGUCAAAUGAAUCAUUGUUGCACGGGGUUUCGCAUAUUGAGAUGGGUUCUUGGUACAGCACAAUAGGAACAUCAGGUAUUUCAGGUAGAAUCUCUGUGGAAAAAUCUAUUGUAUGUCUUUGAAGUUCUGAUACUGGUAACAUCAUUUCCACUGCAGAGGGUUGGUCUUCAUUUCCCAAUAUUGAUGAAAGGUGAUCCCUUUGUAGAACAUCUGGAAGAUGGUCACUCCAAGAUGCGGCUAGCCAUUCGUUAUUCUGUUUAUCUGAAACAUUUAUGGAAAAUGUUAACAUGAAACAAAUGUAAGGAAAUUUUCAAGGUUGAUUGUAGUGUGUGUGUAAAUAAACCAAAAUAUUGUAUUCUUACCUUCACUAACAGAAUUUAAUAAUGGUGUUGGGCAAAUGUCUACAGCAUCUGUUUCUGUUCCUUGAGGCAUGUCUGAGGCUGGAGUUGCUACCAGGUCUGGUGGUUUUGGUGUUAUGUCAAUAUUAGGCAGUAGGUCUGCUGUGAUUUCAAAAUCAGCUGGUUUUUCAGUUCUAUCAUUUAAAAGACCUUGGUUUCGUCUGUAAAUAUCAGAUGGUUUUAACACAGCAGGAAGAAUUUUCUCUGGAACAUCCAAUUUUUCUGCUGAAAAAGAAACAAUGAACAGGCAGUAUUUAUAAUAUUGUUACCUAACAAUGCAAAAAAAAAAACAUUUAUAUUUCUUUUGAACAAUUUAACAUGUCAAAAAUGGUACAGCCAUUAGGAUUAAAUUAAUUCCCAUUAUGUUUUAACUUAUUCUAAUGACUAAUAUUACCUCUAUACUUACUGCAAUAUUGUUAGCAUUUAAAUGUUUAAUUUUUUAUUAAAUUAUUUUAAUAUGUCAUGCAUAAAACAAUUACAGCUGUUUUAUACUACAACAAACAGUACCUUAACAUAAUAUGAGCAUUUUCUAGAAAGUUAUAAUGUCGAUAUAGAUGUAAAUGGUAUAACUUUUUAGAACCUUACCUUCAAUUAAAUUCUUGGCCAAUUCUGUCAUUAUUUUUCCUCUUGACAUCAUUAAUGUAGCACACUGAAGUAAUUAUAAUAAUAUAUUGGUGCAUAAAAUAAUACUGUAACAAUAACUAAGUAUAAACACUAUUCACACAAAGGAACAAACUUCACUUGGUGCAAACAUCUGAACACAGGUAGUACCAACAUUUAUUCAACAAAAAAGAACCAACUAAUCCUGAUUCUUUUUGCUGCAACAUAUAAAGAAAUUUUUUGCAUUAAGUUAAACAGAACCAAACAUGGUUCCAUUCAGCUGAAUGUUGUAAGAGCAGAUACAUUUCAGUAUAAUAUUCAAGGUAGAAUAAAAAUUUUAUCAAGCCACUUAUGGGUUGGUUCUUUUUAAUAAAAUGUGUAAUGUGAUGUUCUGCAUCCAAGGAAUGUUUUAACCUAAAAAUUUCAAUUUUGAGGGUUGGUUCCUUUCUGCUUAAUGCUGUCCAAUUUACUUUCAUCUGGUAUAUGCAAAUUGUCCAUUUUUUAGAAUUUUUUUUAUUGGUAUCUUAAUGUACAAAUCUUUGUAGGCAUUAUACUUGUCAUAGCAUUCACAAUAUGUUUAUACCUGUUCUUUAUCCUGUUACAUAUAAUUUGUACUUGGUUACAUUUUGAGAUUAAAUAACAUUAUAAAAUUUUGCAAUAAUGCAUUAUUACUCAUUUUAUAUUAUGUAAACUACUACUAUUAGCAUUACCUAAUACUGUUCAUUGCUGCAGUCAUGUCAGAGUACCUACACUCUUACUUCAAACAAUAUCUAUAUUUUCCCUUGACCAAGUGAACGCCUUUUUUCUGUAUGAACAGGCUACCAGGCAAGAUAACAGAUGCAUUAGGCACACUAAACAAAAUUUCAACAAAUAUACACUACAUGCAGAAUCAAUUAAAAAAUAUUUUUCUGCACAUUACUGCACUAAGUAAACAGAGUCUGGAGAAAAAAAAACUUAACAUAUUUCUUUGAUCAAACUUCUAAACAACAAAUUAUUGACAUUGUCAGACUGAGUACUAGACUGUACUUCAAUUUAAUACAAAUUUUUUUUUGUAUCUCAUGUUAGUAAAAAUCAGAUACAGAUUAUUUACAGAAUACAAAUAUGUGAUUAAAAUAAAUGCCUUUUUAAAGACCUUAAUAUACUGCAAAGUAUAUAGAUUACUCAUACUGUAUUGUGACAAAGAUAUUGUAAAAUCUCCCCAUGUUUUCCAGGUUUUUUAAGAGACACCUUCAAUUCCUUGAGUUCUCUUUGUUUUUCCACAGGAUCCCUGCAUGUUGUAUGAAUCAUGAGUUUGCUCUAAAAUUUAUUUUCUCUGUUGAAUUGAGUUACUCAAAUACAAAUUCUCUCAUUUUUCCACCAGAUAGUGCAAAAAGUUGCUAACAAUCUGCCCAUAUUACUGUAAACAAAGUUUGUCAACAUUACUAGGAUCAUUUUCAGAUAUAAAGUCUACCCUAAAUAUUUGUCAACUGUAUGGACAAAGUUUGAACCUACUGUGAAUGUUAAUUGUAAUGUAAUUUUAUGUAUUAUACAUUGCUUAUAAUUGUCUGCCUGAACAUAUUGUGAUUAUGAAGAGUCAUGUCAAAUUGCAUCAGAAGAGGCCAAUUUCGCAAGUAUUUAGUAGUAGUGUGUGCACUUCUGCCGAUACAUUCCCAAAAUUUUUGGCCAAUAUACGUGACAAAAGUUGCUGCUGCAACAUAAUAGUUUACAUCUACUCAUUUAACAAUUUUUUUUAAUAAACCUCUCUUGGUAUCUUA
Bacillus rossius redtenbacheri is the source of this 12377-nucleotide messenger RNA. Its product is annotated as transmembrane protein 62-like. Gene Ontology annotation, molecular function: hydrolase activity. Lineage: Eukaryota; Metazoa; Arthropoda; Insecta; Phasmatodea; Bacillidae. The record is from RefSeq and is a predicted model, not a curated record. The coding region runs from base 163 to 2202 and encodes 679 amino acids. The transcript is spliced from 13 exons.